This is a messenger RNA of Podarcis lilfordi (Lilford's wall lizard), 774 nucleotides long. The record is from the annotation of a GenBank genome assembly. NCBI's taxonomy places the organism in Eukaryota, Metazoa, Chordata, Lepidosauria, Squamata, Lacertidae.
AUGUACUUCUGGCUGGGAGGAAAACAGUUUUGGGAAUGUACACAGGCUGACCUAGUGCCUGCUGGAGCCGGUGCAAAUGCUGUUGAGAUAGAGAGGGCAGUGUGCGCAUCGAGGAGGGAUCAGAAAGCCAUGUCCCAUGUUGUGAUGGCUAUGGAAUCAUCACAACUUCCUCACAUAGACGGUUUGCGAACUUGUCACCAAAUUUGGUCUGCUUUGGCUAGAAUACACCAAAGAACCGCAGCUGGGGCAAAGAUCUAUGUCAUACGUACUCUGUUUGAGAAGAGGCUGUCCCCAGGGGAAUCGGUAUGUGACCACAUUGUCCAGAUGCUGACUGUUUUCAGCAAGCUGCGUCAGCUCAAUGUGCCCUUCCCAGAUGAACUUAAGGCUUAUGCGUUGUUAAGCUCCUUGGACAGAUGUUAUGAGAACUUAGACCUAACGAUGGAGAUGAUGCCGCUGAAUGAUCUUACGUUGGAAUAUAUAAGUGGGAGAUUGAUUGAUGAGGAAUCGAAAUGCCAGAGGGCUGUGAAAGAGAGCACAGGCUGCAACCCAAGAAGGAGUGGAGGGGCAGCCCGGAGCAGUGAGGACUGUGUGAAAGCUUUUGCUUCCAAAAGAUGUUUUCGUUGUGGAAGCAGUGGACACCUGGUCCACAAUUGUCCUCUAGAGGCCCAGGAAUGCAAGGAAUGGUGGCUGGAAAGGAAUGUCAACAAAGCAGAUAAGUGGCAGUUCGAGAACUGGUUCCCAGCAGAGACGUGGGAAACAAGGAGGCCAGAGUGA